GCGCUGAAAAGAGAAAGGGAAAAGAAGGAAAGCUCGGGAUUUGUUCCCAGCUCUGACGUCACCGAGGUGUUCAAAACCAAACGCACGAGACUCCGUAUGGCAGGCUUCACCGGCAGCCUUAGCGAGGAAGAGGACUUGCGCCUGGACACUCUGUUUUACAUUCAACAUCUAAUUCUGGAUUCAAUGUAUUUACCACUGGGGUUCAGUAAUGAGCUGGCUCCUGACCUGGGUCCUGCUUGUUGCCCGAUUACAUCAGGCCAUUUCCCUGAAUUCCUCCAUUGCGCCAUUCAUACAUGAGUCUACUACCCCUGAGCCCUACAACCGGACUCAGUACUGUAAGUGGCCCUGCAGCUGCCCUGAGACUCCCCCGAGCUGCCCGCCUGGUGUCAGCCUCAUCAUGGAUGGCUGUGACUGCUGUAGGGCCUGUGCCAAGCAGGUAGGCGAGGAGUGCAAUGAGGCAGACAACUGCGACCACCACCGCGGCCUCUACUGUGACUACAGCUCAGACAAGCCUAGGUACGAAAAAGGAGUGUGUGCAUAUCUACUCGGCACAGGCUGUGAGCACAACGGUGUAAUCUAUCGCAAUGGGCAGAGUUUUCAGCCCAACUGUAAAUACCAGUGUCUGUGUGUGAACGGGGCCAUCGGCUGUGUACCGCUGUGUAAUGAGUCUCAGCCUCCAAGGGUGUGGUGCCCAAUGCCAAGGCGGGUCAAGAUCCCCGACCGCUGCUGUGAGCAGUGGAUCUGUGAGGAGCCCAGGAAAGGGCGCAAAGCAGCACCUCGGCAUGCCAUGGCAGCUCUCUCCAGUGGAAAAGACACUUGGCAGGAGAACUGUGUGACACAGACAACAUCUUGGAGCCCGUGCUCCAAGACCUGUGGCCGAGGAGUAUCUUUACGCAUCACUAACGCCAACAAGCAGUGUCGGAUGGUCAAGGAGAGACGGCUUUGCAACAUCCGACCCUGUGAGGUGGACAUCACUAAGCACAUUAAGCCUGGAAAAAAGUGCCUAAACAUCUACAGGGAAGAUCAACCGACCAACCUCACCAUCUCAGGCUGCACUAGCAAGAAGCUCUACCGGCCGAAGUACUGUGGUGUCUGCACAGAUGAGCGCUGCUGCAUCCCUUAUAAAUCCAAAACAGUGCAGGUGGAGUUCCAGUGCCCGAAUGGAGCCAUGGUCACUUGGCAGGUGAUGUGGAUUAAUGCCUGCUUCUGCAACCUCAGCUGCAAAAACCCCAAUGACAUCUUUGCAGAUUUAGAGCAGUACUACGAGAAUCGAGAGAUUAUGAACUGAGGACCAGGCGACUGCUGUGCUGCUGUUCCAUCGGUCACCUUUUGGAGUUGACACAAUAAAAAGGAUCAAAACAACAGAAAUGUUUUUUAUACCAUAAUGGAGUAAAUUCUAAGCAAUAGAUAUCACACUUAAUUACUGAAUACAACAUUAUUGCUGGGUCUAUAAAAUUUGGUGAUUCAUAUUACAGUAAUGUUUCUGUGGUUAAAUCAUUGUUAUUUAAUGCUUUUUAAUAACUGGCAAACAAAAAUAUGGCAGAACUAAGUUACUUCCUUAGAUCUUGAUUUUUAGGCAACAGCCAUUUUAUAAUAAGCACUACACCACCACAAAGAAACUCCCUUGCAUAAGUAUUCACACCCUUGAACCUUUUGAUGUUUUGUAGUGUAUAUAGCCUGGAAUUGAAAAUGACUUCAUUAGGAUUUUUACCAAUUGAUUUACACAAAAUGUCUAACGUUUCAAAGUUCCACAUACUUUUAAUGUGACACAAAGAUUCAUUAAACAAAAAAAAGCAGACAAUACUUGUGUAGCAAAUGGCAGUGGAACUCAGAUGCACAGCAGACCCAGGUUGGGAUAGCUGGUCACACGUCUCACACACACACUCAUCAGCCUGGCUCACUCUGUGUGUGUGUGUGUGUGUGUGUGUGUGUGUGUGUGAGGGAGAGAGAGCUUGUUAAUGACCAUUCUCAAAUGCUCACUCAGUAUCUACAUUUUUUUUUCUCUGUUCACCAUUCUUCCACAAAUCUGAUUUUUGGAAUUGAUUUCCCCCACAUGUAUAAUGAUGACAUACAAUCCCAAUUAAGUCCUCUUCAGUUCCAGGUUGUAAUGCUAUAAAAUGUGAAAAAAAAUUGAAUACAUAUCAUUUUUUUUUAAGCCAGCAGCGUCAAUCUCAGGUCAAAGAGGUGCCAUGGCCCUCUUCUGUGAGAAGGCACUUAACAAAAAGAAAAUAUCCCAAAUAACCCUGUUAUAAGCAUCAAAACGUUCCCCACACCAAUACCAGUUAACAGUACCUCAGUUUGUGAAUUUACAAAUACAAACAAACUAUAUGUUUCCUGAGGUAGCAGUAAAAACAUGGAACAAAAGAAAAAGAAAUGCGGAUUUUAAAUGAUGCAGCACUACAUUUUGGCUCUUUUAUUCCUUUCAGGUACAACGUACUAGUACAAAAUAUAAUGCUAAUAUACUGUAUCUUGUACUUGACCUUGACCAAUAAUUAUAGGUAAACUGACUGGUUGUCAUGACCAUUUUAAUAACAAAAAAAUCUAAGGAACAUAGUGUACAUCAGUUGUUCCCUUUGAAAUAAAUGCUUUUUAUCAGUGUGAAAUUGUGUAGGCUCCAUUACGUCAGAUUGGACUGCAACCCAAAUUUAGUCAAUGAUGGUCUUGAUACUUAAUAGAUGAGUUGAAUCAUGUGUGUUAAAUGAAGUAGCAUGACAAACUCUGCAGUGACUGGAGUCUGACGCUUCUGUUUUAAGCCUUAUCCACUGAUAUACACAGAAUGUUUCUCUCACAAGGUCUUUGACUUUUUCCUAUUGGAAGAAAUUGGUGCUCUAUAGUACAGAUGCAGUAUAUCUGGACAUAAUUUCUGACUUCAAUAUUACUUUUAUUGCAAUCAUAAAAUAUUUUAUAUUUCUGACA
Messenger RNA from Pangasianodon hypophthalmus (striped catfish), 2916 nucleotides. RefSeq names its product cellular communication network factor 4a (gene ccn4a). The transcript is spliced from 5 exons. Gene Ontology annotation, biological process: signal transduction; cell adhesion. Gene Ontology annotation, molecular function: heparin binding; integrin binding. Lineage: Eukaryota; Metazoa; Chordata; Actinopteri; Siluriformes; Pangasiidae. Gene Ontology annotation, cellular component: extracellular region; extracellular matrix. Bases 209 to 1288 code for a protein of 359 amino acids. The record is from RefSeq and is a predicted model, not a curated record.